AUGUCGUAUUAUGAUAUAGAUGAUAUAUUAGCGGAUUCACAGAAACUCCCGUGUAAGUUCAACUUCAGCAUUCCUGGUUUGGGCUAUCUAAAUGGCAGACCAGGAGAACCGAUAAAAGAGGAUAAUAAGGUUGAGUUACCGCUAUGGCUCGCAGAGAUUUUGGCCAUUUGUGCAGCACAAGGCGAUGAUACUGCUAAUUCAGAGGUGGAGAACAAACAACCACAAGCAUUUAUUCGGUUGAUUGAGCCGGAAUUCUUUUCCAAACAAUUCUUAAACUUUAUCAAAUCAGAUCCACUACGGAUAAAUCUUUCUCCUUACAAUUUUUACUAUAAGAUUGUUGGCAAAUGGUCAUACAUGUUCAAUGACACAGAGUUGACCGAUUUGAUUAGUAAAAUGUUUGUCUCUCGGGCUAGCGAGAUAAAUGCGCUAAGUUACAAAUCAAAUGAUCAGUUCAAUGGUGAUAACCAGGAAUUUUUGAAUAGUUUAGAAAACUCAGAGCGGGACCUCUUCAAGAUAAGUCAUACUUCGUAUAAGGAUAUAAAAAAUUGGUUUAUUGAGAAGCAGUGA
Brettanomyces bruxellensis is the source of this 567-nucleotide messenger RNA. RefSeq lists its product as uncharacterized. Gene Ontology annotation, cellular component: GINS complex. The coding region runs from base 1 to 567 and encodes 188 amino acids. The transcript is spliced from 2 exons. The record is from RefSeq and is a predicted model, not a curated record. NCBI's taxonomy places the organism in Eukaryota, Fungi, Ascomycota, Pichiomycetes, Pichiales, Pichiaceae. Gene Ontology annotation, biological process: mitotic DNA replication initiation.